Molecule: messenger RNA, 1002 nt
Organism: Cavenderia fasciculata
Lineage: Eukaryota; Evosea; Eumycetozoa; Acytosteliales; Cavenderiaceae
Product: SET domain-containing protein
Exons: 3
Coding region: 1-1002 (333 amino acids)
Cellular component (GO): nucleus
Molecular function (GO): protein binding
Source: RefSeq, a predicted model, not a curated record
AUGUGUGUGAUGAUGAAUGUAGAGAAAUUAAUAUUAGAUAAUACAAAUUAUUCAAUAUCUAUACAACAAGGAGAAAGUACAGGUAGAUUUAUACUUUCUAGAGAGACUAUACAAAGAGGAUCAAAAGUAAUAUCAUUACCUAGGACUUCAUGUCAUGGAAUCUAUAAUCAUCUAGUUAGACAAGUUUGUCAUACAUGUCUGAAACAUUCAACGCUGGGAAACCUAAAACUAUCAUGUCAAACAUGUAAACAAGUUUAUUAUUGUUCAAGAGAAUGUCAAGAUGCAGCAGAAAGAGGUCUCUUUCAUAAUCAUUUAGAGUGUUUGGUAUUACGAUGGUUGAGGGUACCGGCAGGAUUUACAAUGCAUCAAGUGGCAGAGAUUCGUAUGGUGGUGAAUCACUUUUCAAAGGUUGCCUAUGGUACCGAUGACAAGGCAAUCAAACAAACAGUCGGUGAAUUUAAUCGAUUCCCCAAAGAAGAUUCAAAACUCAUCAUCAAGAUGAGUGCCGUUGUAAAGAGAGCAUUUGCAGGUUAUCUUUGUGAUUUGGACGACAGUCAUAUUUGCGAGGUCCUAGCACAAUCAAAUAGAAAUAGUUUUGGUCUUUGGAAAUCAUCAGAUGAACAAUAUGGUCUGGCAAUGUAUGCAACCGCUUCCUUUCUCAAUCAUAGUUGUUUUCCAAAUUGUGCUCGUGUUCAACGUAACGCAGGUAUCGAUAUCGUUGCCAUUCGUGAUAUCGAGGAAAACGAUGAAAUCACCAUUUGCUACAUCAAUGCUCGUGACAAUGAUACUGCUCGGAGAAUGAUACUCAAAGGUUGUUAUUACUUUGAUUGUCAAUGUAUUCGUUGUGAUUACAAAACUUUGGAAUCUAAAAAGUUGGAAAUCUCAACCCUAUUACAACAAUCUAUAAUGUGUACAAAUCCAAAAAUUAAUUGUUGUGGUUAUUUUAUUCCAAAUCAAAAUAAUCAAAAUAAUAAUAAUUUUAAUAAUAAUGAAAUGAUUUAA